ACCACUCACCUAAACAACAUGCCCUUUUUAUAUAAUUGUCCUUUAACAACAAGUCUCUUGUCUCUUCUCUCCAUAUCACCAUGGCCAAAACUCUCCAAAACUCCAUCCCAAUCUUUCUCAUCAUCUCACUAACCGUAAUUCUCUUCUUGAUCAGCCUCACCACAGCACAAAAUGAGUACCAAUUCUCAAAAACCCUACCUCCCAAAAGGUUAGGCCUCAAGAAAGAGAAGCUAAGCCAUCUCCACUUCUACUUCCACGACAUUGUCAGCGGCAAAAACGCGACGGCAGUCAGAGUCGCCGCCGCCGCAUCGACGAACUCUUCGGUCACGGGCUUCGGCUUUGUGGUGAUGAUAGACGAUCCGUUGACCGUGGGGCCCGACCCGACCUCCAAGCAGGUGGGAAGUGCCCAGGGUAUAUACGCCUCGGCCUCGCAGGCCGAGGUGGGACUUCUGAUGGUUCAAAACUAUGUCUUUACCGACGGCAAAUACAACGGAAGCACUCUAAGCGUCUUGGGACGGAACGCCGUGUUUUCGGCGGUUCGAGAACUGCCGAUCGUCGGAGGAAGCGGGGUGUUUAGGUUUGCGAGAGGGUACGCUCAGGCGAGGACUCACACGUUCAACCUCACGUCUGGAAACGCUAUUGUGGAGUACAAUGUUUAUGUCUUCCAUUAUUGAUUAUCAGGUUUUUUUCUUUUUUUUUUCUCUGUCUUUACAUGUCCUUUUGUAAUCUGAUAAGAGUACUAGGACUCUCUUUGA
Messenger RNA from Morus notabilis, 755 nucleotides. RefSeq names its product dirigent protein 21. Bases 81 to 674 code for a protein of 197 amino acids. The record is from RefSeq and is a predicted model, not a curated record. The transcript has a single exon. Lineage: Eukaryota; Viridiplantae; Streptophyta; Magnoliopsida; Rosales; Moraceae.